This is a messenger RNA of Manihot esculenta (cassava), 1774 nucleotides long. Its product is annotated as actin-related protein 2/3 complex subunit 2B. Gene Ontology annotation, biological process: actin filament polymerization; Arp2/3 complex-mediated actin nucleation. Gene Ontology annotation, cellular component: Arp2/3 protein complex; actin cytoskeleton. NCBI's taxonomy places the organism in Eukaryota, Viridiplantae, Streptophyta, Magnoliopsida, Malpighiales, Euphorbiaceae. The record is from RefSeq and is a predicted model, not a curated record. Gene Ontology annotation, molecular function: structural constituent of cytoskeleton; actin filament binding. Bases 457 to 1578 code for a protein of 373 amino acids. The transcript has 10 exons.
UGGUCGUCAUGACACGUGGUAAUCUGGUAUGCUACGCUUUUUUUUUUUAUAAUAGUUGUACGUUAGCUGUAAGGGUGAUGUUUGCUUUGGGGGGCUCCAUGCGGGAAGCUUCAAUUCUAUCAAAUACAGUAAUUUCCAAAUACAAUAAUCCAAAUCAUCAGCUUCAAUAGCAAACGGACGAGACCAGAUUUGUUACAAUAAGAUGUGAACAAAAUCUAACAAUCGAGGAUAUGGACAGGAUAGCUGAUCCAUUACAAGGAAAAGCUAGUGACGCUGGGAAAGUGAUGGGGUGGGAAGAGGCAAUUGCUUACAAGGCAGCUAAAAAUAAUUGCGAUCUUUCCUCUUUAACUUAAUCUAUACUCUUUAAUUUCGGCAAAAAAUUUCUGAAAAAAAUCUAUGCUCUUUAAGGAUGACAAGGAUAAAUAUUUGCAUGGUGAAUGUGAAUUAGGUUAGGAGAUGAGAAGAGAGCUCAGCAUGGCUUGCUUUGAGAGGGCAUCACCUGCAUUGAAGGGGAUACUGCUCAAGUUGUAUCGUGCUGAAAAGCAUGUGGAGAUUGAUCAUCACUUGUAUGAAUUUGGAUCUGUAGAGUACCAUGUUCAGUCAUCAGCAGCAGAUCCAAAUUGCAUCUACCUGUCAAUAUCAACGCCAUUGCUUUCCCAAGGAGUUGAGCAUUCAUAUGGGUUGUCAAAACAGAUGCUGAAGGAAGUUUGUUCUGAUGCUGUGGAAAUUGUUGAACCCCCAAGACAAGGAUACCAACUCACUCUAAAACUUGACUUUUCCAAGAUUCCAACUGAAAAAGAAUCUGAAAAGGUGAUUAGACAAAUUUCUUCAGUGCAAGCAGUCAUUUUAAGUUCCCAGCUGAAAGAAAUGUUGGAGAAUGUCAAUUCUCAAGAUGCGUCUCAGGGGAUGUAUAAGCCAAUCAAACUUGUCUACCACCCAAGAGAACCCUUUUAUGUCAUCAAACAGCCACAAAAAAUCACUGCAGUAUUCCCAAUGCGUUUUAAAGAACCAUCAGAUGUGAUUAUUGCAACAGCCUUUUUUCAGGAACUUAUGGACGUUGGCAGUUCAGAAAAGUGGGCUAAAGCACCACCUUGCACCUGGUCGCCCAUUCCUCCCCCAGAAUUGAGAGGAGAACCUAUAGAAGAUUUGAGCACCAAUGGAGGGUUUGUUUCUUUUGAUAUUUCAUCACGUCAUGUUGAAGGUAAAAAACUAGAUAAGACUGUGUGGAGUCUAUUAAACUUCUAUGCCUAUGUGAAAAAUCACAUAAAGUGCACUAGAGGAUUCAUACAAAGAAGGAUGCAGAAGUGUUUGGAACGCUUGGUUGAGGUCCUGAACAAGGAAAAUAAGGAAGAAGAUGGAGAUGUUAUAAAGGUUAAAGAAAAUGCAGGGUGUAAAUAUGUUAGGAAACUGGUAAAGUUCCCAAAAUCUGCAAUGCUUAAACAAAGAUGUGGUGAAUUCACCAAAAAGAUGAAGCGAAUUCGUUCUCGAAUUAAAAUCCAUGGAUUUGGACGUUUUCAGAGACGAUGGUUGACAACCUCAAAGUUUCCUUCUCCAAUGAGAUAUACUAAACUAGAUUAAUUCAUAUUCUACAUUUAAUAGUUCAUUUGCAGUUAGGACAUGCAAUAUGCUGCCACUUAUGGACUUCAAUGUUUUCCGUGACUGUUACCACAAACCUUUUCUCAUAGUAAGUGCAAAACUGUAUGUUCCAAGUCUACUUAAAUUGUGCAAAUGAUAGCAAAGUAAUUUCAGGAGCCAUCAGACACAUCACAUUAAA